AUGGCGACCCCGGGGACCGACGAAGACCAUGAUAUGGACGAGCAAAGUGACGUGGAAGAUGACAACAGAGUCGACAAUCACAACGAGAAUGAUCACGCGAACGGGCAACAAGAUGUUGCCGACGAAUCUAGCACUCCCACCGACUAUAGCUUGUACUCUAUCCACCCACGUCUGCAGGUAUUACGACAGCAGUUGCAUGAUCUCGACCAUCCGAUAGAGCUCCCAAAAGCGGAUUUCGAAGCGAUCAUGCCCUACAUGGACAAUGUCUGGAGAAAACUCAAGUCCUCGGAACAAUCUGAGGCCUCCCAGAAUAUAGAUCUGUACUGGUGUAAGCUUCGCAAGCAUCCAGGCGCAAAACCGCAUGUUCCCAGACCCACGCCAGAAGGUAAACAGGCACGGAAGAGAAAGAUGAAAGAAGAGAAAGCAUGUACCAUGGCUAUGAAGGUCGUCCACAGCUUCGGACCUGUCGACAAGGUGACCAUCCGGAAAGCAGUCGAGGGAGAACGUCACGCACAUGACCUCGACUUUAUGGACUUGCAGAAGCGUAAUUCAGGCAUUAUGGACACUGCGAGAAAAGAAGCCACCAGAGGCUUCCAGCCCGCGUCUAUCUGGUGGAAGAUGCAACAAGAGCCGGAGAAAUUGGAGGCUGCUGGUGGGAAGUUCAUGAAGAUCUCAGACGUACGGAAUGUGCAGUACCCGUGGCGGCAAGAAAACCCAGAUGUGAUUCUCAAGGCGCAUACUGGUUACAACAGCGCGCGAACCGGUCCUAAGCCUGGCCAAAGUCAGAAAGCGAAGUCGAGCCCAGCGCAGGCUCCUACUCAGCCAAUACCCCAGACUCUCGAGCAUCCACAGUCCUCCCAUGGCCAGCCUCCACAAACACAACAUCUUCUACAUCCGGCUCAGCCGCCGCCGCCGCCGCCUCCGCCACCGCCUCCUGCGGAUGUCCUUCACUUUCCUCCAGAGCUACGCGGCUUCCUCACGCCAUACCUACCAAACCCUAAUGCUAGCUCCGAUAUCAUUCGACCACAUGUAACACUCACGUGGGCUUCUAGCCUGGAUGGCCGUAUUGCGAGCAGCCCCGGGUAUCGGACGACAUUGUCGGGGCCGGACACGAAAGCAAUGACGCACUAUUUGCGUAGCGCACAUGACGCUAUUCUCGUUGGUGUACGGACUGCAAUUGCGGACGAUCCUAGUCUGAACUGUCGACUGUCCGGUGCUGGUGGCUUUGGUGGUCCUCGGGGUAGAUGGCAGCCCAGGCCGAUCAUCAUUGAUCCAACUGGCAGGUUGAUCAUUAGGCCUGAGAUGAAGAUGCUGCAAGUAGCUGUUCUAGGGAGAGCAAAGCCGCCGUGGAUUGUGGUGGGUCCAAAUGCAAACCUGCAUCCAGUAGCAGUUCAAACUCUCAAAGCACAUGGAGGCGAGUAUCUGAUGAUCAAUGAAGUGGACCAUCACGGAAGGUUCAGAUGGGAUGGCAUCUUCCGAGUGAUGUUAAAGGAGAACAUCAGGAGUGUCAUGAUCGAAGGCGGUGGCCUGGUACUUUCCGAAUUGCUCAGCCAACGAUAUGCCCAGAGUAUUGACUCUGUCAUUAUGACUAUGACGCCAACUUUCCUAGGAAGCAGAGGUGUACAGGUCACGCCGGAGACCGAAUUCGACAACAAGCAGGCUAUUUUGCAGAACAGGUUGAAAUACAUCACUUGGCAACCGCUGGGCCCUUCUGGCGACGCUGUCAUGUGUGGACGAAUCGAGCAUCCGUCAGGACAAAGCAACGGCAUCUUGCAAGGGAUUUUGGAAAUCGCGAACGCCGACGGCAGCAACGAGCAGCACCAGCAACCACAGCCACCGCCACCGCCACCAAACCCCCAACAUCACUCACCAGGUCAACAUCGUUCUCCUUACCCACCUCAGACUCAUCCCCAAGGGCCUCUUCCGCAACAGCCUCAAGCGCCUCCGAAUCACCCACCGCAGAGUCAUCUUCCACAGCCGUACCCGCCGCAACAACACGCGUAUCAUCCUCCACAACCGUCGCAGCCCCAUCCACAUCCUCCUAGGCCUCAGACACCUUCACAUAUUCCUUCACGACGAUAG
Cyphellophora europaea CBS 101466 is the source of this 2082-nucleotide messenger RNA. RefSeq lists its product as uncharacterized. Gene Ontology annotation, molecular function: 5-amino-6-(5-phosphoribosylamino)uracil reductase activity. The transcript has a single exon. The record is from RefSeq and is a predicted model, not a curated record. Gene Ontology annotation, biological process: riboflavin biosynthetic process. NCBI's taxonomy places the organism in Eukaryota, Fungi, Ascomycota, Eurotiomycetes, Chaetothyriales, Cyphellophoraceae. Bases 1 to 2082 code for a protein of 693 amino acids.